AUGAGCGCCCUUCUCACCACCGGCCUCGGGCCUCGCACGCGCAUCGCCCUCGCCCUGCUUGUCGGGGGCAGUGGCACCACCCUCACUGUCGCUCGUGUCCAAUCUCUUCUCAACCACUGCCGCAAGGAUCAACGCGCCCUCGUCUCUGCUGCACUGGGCGACGCAGCCCUCUCCAAGACAAAGCGCCGUUCCGCUCGCACUCCCGUCACUGCAGUUGACCGCCGCUUUGCUGCCCGUCUUGCAGACAUUCUUCGCGUCUGCAUUCCGGGUCCUUUCUCAAAGGAGGCCGCCCUCGUCGUCAUCCAGGGCGUAUUGCUCUUCUCCCGCACCAUUCUCACAGACCGUAUCACAAAACUUGAGGGAAUCUGCGCUGCAACCGUCACUGCCCUCGACUGGCGCGGCUUCCGUCGCAUUCUCGGCUUGUUCGCUCUCACUGCCGUCCCGGCUGCCAUUGUCAACUCCGCUCUCAAGUCCAUGCAAAUUCUGCUCUCCCUCGCCUUCCGGAAGCGGCUCACCCGUUUCUUGCACAAGGGCUAUUGCGGAAAUCGCGCCUACUAUGCUGCCAGCGUCUUCAGUGGCCUCAGUCACCCGGACCAGCGCAUCACUGAAGACGUCGAGCGCUUUUGCGAAACAGUCGCAGACCUCUACUCGUACACUUUCAAGCCGUUACUCGACGUCAUUGUUUUUUCACGAUCCCUGUCACACAUCAUUGGCUACAAGGGACAAGCUGGGCUGUACGCUUAUUUCAUAGUUGUCGGUGCUUUGCUCAAGCGCAUCUCCCCCCCUCUCGGUCGCAUGACCGCCGAGUGGUCAUCCCUCAGCGGUGACUUGCGCACAGCCCACCACAGGAUUGCUGCCAGUGCCGAGGAAGUCGCCUUCAACGAUCCCCCUGCCGGGCGCGCCGAGAUGAUGUCCCUCAACACCCGUCUUGACCGUAUGAUUCAUCACUCCCGCCUCAGCGUUGUCCAACGAUUUGUUCAGCAAUGUAUUGACGGCUAUCUCGUGAAAUACACUGCCAGUAUUAUCGGUCUCGUCAUAUUCGCCGUGCCUCUGUACUAUCGGUCAAAGAAGGAAGCGUUAGAAACUAAUGUCAUUGCUGGACAGUACAUCAACUCGAUGCGUCUCAUGAUGCAGACAUCCGCCGCAAUGGGGCAGCUUGUGCUCGUGUACAAGCGAAUCAACACUUUAGCGGGACACACGGAGCGCGUCUCCGAAUUGAUUGAAAAGGUUAAGGAGCUCGGCAAGCCGCAAGGGCACUUAGAAGCCUUCCGGAAGGUGCAGGAUCACAUGUCAGAUAUCCACGAGGAAUCGGGGAUGACGACGACCAUCUCUUCACGAUCGCAGAUUUCAGAAUUGGCAAACCGAUUUCCGCCUAAGCGAAAGAACGGCAACUUCAUCAAGCUUGAAAAUGUUUGUAUGUGGUCUCCAGAUGGCUCUCCGCUUGUGCGCGAAUUAGAUAUGGAGGCGCCGAAGGGAACGAGUGUGAUUAUUCUCGGUCCGAACGGCAGCGGCAAGAGUAGUAUUCUGCGAAUGCUGGCUGGUCUCUGGCCGCUUCAAGCGGGAACUGUGACGCUGCCCGCGCGUAAUGACAUCUUCUACUUGUCGCAAAGGCCAUACAUGUAUGCUGGUUCUUUGCAAGAACAGCUGAUGUACCCACAGUUGCCCGGGGUGGUCAUCGGAGAAGAUAUCGUGUUUGACGAAGAUCACGCCCAGAGCUGUCUGGAGAGGGUUGAACUUGGACAUCUGACAGCACGAUGCCACGGGUUUGACGGCUGCUUGUCGUGGGAGGAAACAUUGAGUGGGGGGGAGAGAAACCGACUGGCUGUUGCGCGGCUUUUAUAUCACAGGCCGAAAUUUGCAGUACUCGACGAGUGCACAGCUGCAGUGUCCGCAGAUGGAGAGGUCGUCUUGUACAAUGCCAUGGCGGAUGCCGGAAUCACUAUGUUAUCGGUGGCGCAUCGCAAGGCUGUGAUGGAGUUUCAUCAGGCAGCGGUGGUCCUGGACGGGUCUGGGAAAUGGGAGUGGAAGGAGCUGCACCAAGGCGAGCCGGUAGUAUCAGGAGAGUGCUCAUCGUAG
Molecule: messenger RNA, 2076 nt
Organism: Chondrus crispus (carragheen)
Lineage: Eukaryota; Rhodophyta; Florideophyceae; Gigartinales; Gigartinaceae
Exons: 1
Coding region: 1-2076 (691 amino acids)
Biological process (GO): peroxisome organization; very long-chain fatty acid catabolic process; long-chain fatty acid import into peroxisome
Cellular component (GO): peroxisomal membrane
Molecular function (GO): long-chain fatty acid transmembrane transporter activity; ABC-type transporter activity; ATP binding
Source: RefSeq, a predicted model, not a curated record